CCUCGCUGAGUUUCCGGAACAGCGGGAACUGAUGCGGGAGAAGAUUAAGAAGGUUUUAGGGGGGAGCAACCCGCAGUUGGUGACGAAUUCGGACGAUCUAUCAAUGUGAAAAAAAAACCCACCCCAUGUAAAAAAGGGAAUUUGUGUUGCUGGAUUUCUGUACACAAAUGAGCUUUGUAUUGCGGCAUCAAGGGCGUGAAGUCACUUUUAGUGCCUGCUUGGGUAAUAUGCAAAAGGCUAGCAGCUAGGCACGAUAGACAGGUUUGCAGUAGGUAAAAGCGCAUGACAGAUUUGCUCUCGAAGGCAGGAUAUGGCUCCCAUUGGCCUCAUAUGCAAUACAAAGCUGAUUUGUGGUCACAAAUCAGCAUCACGAGUAUGGGGAGGGGGGAUUUUUCGUCGCGAUACGAUCCGCACAGCAGGAGUAAAGAUGGGAAGAAGAGGAAGUCGUUAGUGGAAUCGUUUUAUGCAUUGCAAAAGUAUCGUACUAGUAUAAAUUGCAUUUACAAAUUUUAUCAGAAAGAAAAAUGAAACUUGUAAUGCUAAUUCGGGUAAAAAGGUCGGUUUGUCAUGCAAGAUUGCGAUUAGUACGAGUGCGAUACUUUUGCACAGGAUAUGUUUGACAAUGUUUUCACGAAGAAUUCUGGGACUAGUAGCUCGAACAAGAAAAAGUCGUCCUCGUCUGGCACGACGAGUAGGGACAAAAAUCACAAAAAGGACCACCUCCACAGCGGCGGUCAAAGUAGGAGCAAGGAUAGCAGGGAGAAGGAGACGAGGACGAAGCCAACCACAACAACCUCUAGAACCAGUCCGCUAAACGCGCUUCGCGACAUUUUGAGCCGCUCCCGCAGCCCCGACAGUCCGGAUUCCGGCGCGAGUUACGGGAAGGGCUUGUUUUCGGCAGCAGGAGGUGGAUCAGCGCAGCAGGUCGUGCACAACAAGUUGCUUGCGGAAAAUAUUAAAAGCGAAAAUAAUGUCGAGGUUAUGGUUAAUAUUAAACAGGAGGAGAGGCUGCAGACCAACACACUUGUCACACGACCUGGUCCAGCACCUUUACUGACGGAUCCGUACAGGAUGAACACCUCCCCCAUCAGCCCAAGUGUUUUAGUGCAGCAAGGUGCACCUACACCAGCACCUGUCAGCCCUGAACGAAACAACCAUACCUUUCAAGAACAGCAUUCUGUGUUCACCGAUGCGCCAGUGGUGUCGCCCACUUGCAGUGUCCCCGAGGUCGCGAAUGUGCUACUGUUGGAUAGUACUGGAAAUAAUGCUAAUGCUUCAUCUCCGGAGGACCACAACGACAAGGGCGUUGUAAACAAUUUGCGGCCAACAUCAAAUACUGGGCCGCUCAAAAUCGAAACAGAAGCAACAAGUACUGUACAACUGACUGAAGCAGCAAAUCCCAUCCCUUCCCCGGGCAAUCAAAAAUCUGACAACGACAUUUUUGAAAUCACGGGGGGAACCGAAGCGGCGUUUCAAAACCAAUUGCAGCAGUUGCAAGACAAGCUGCCGGGGAUGUUGGAAAAGAUGGAGAAUGCGAAAAACCAUAAUCCUGUGGGCGCAAAAGGGCUCUUUGGCUCCCUGCAUUUUGAUAAAGGGAACAAGAUCGAAGGGAACAUUUCCGGCAACACGAACGAAGGAGACAGAUCUUCGAGCUCUCAGGAAAACAACUACAGCGGGGUAGAUAAUUUUACGGGCAGAAGCAAGGGCCCAACGAUUUCCAAGGUUAUCAAGGAGAUUCAACACGUGGAUGUGACAGGAACGGGGUUAGGGAUGAACAAAGCAGCAGCCCCGGUUGUAGCGGCUAGCAGUAGAACCACUCCCUCGAGCAACACGAGCAAUACAAAGCCGGCGACCUCUUCUUCUGGCACUAUUGCGAACUCUUUGAUGAAGAAUCUGAUCCCGCGCAUCCCGUCAAAACUCCGCGUGUCUCCGCGGGCUAGCAAGGAGAUUCGAAAGGACGACCAGGAGGACUUUGAAAUAGGCCUGGAGCACGGGGUUUCCGGGGACGCUGCCGUGGUUGACGAUGACAAGCAUCAGCUGGAGGAACAAAUGAACGAGAAAGAGGAUAAUGUUGGCGAUACUACGAAGCUAACGAGUCAGUCUCGCUCCUCGACCAGUAAGGAGUACAGCAACAACGGCGAGGAGUCCGGCACCGGUACCAAGUCCGAGGAGUCCAUAGCGAAAAUCCGGCGCGCGGACUCCGUGGAUUUCGUCAACUUCUAUUUAAACGAAACAACGCAGAUAGGUAUCAAUAGUGGACGACAGCAUGGAGGUCGUGGACAACAUCAUCACGAAGACCAUCGUGCUGCGCGGGGACAUCAUGACGAUCACAUGAAGAUCGAGACAAACGCGGCUGUUUCGCGUCGGUCUUCCGGAGUGUUUUCCACAGGGGAAUUGUCGGUGAGGACGGGCGAAGGGGAUGAAGACGAUAUUUCGUCCCCGGGGACGCCGCGGGUGGUUGCGGAGGACAGAAAAAAGGUGGAAGAUGAUAGAGCACGGAGGAAGGAGGAAGAAUUACUCGGGAAAAUGGAGCAAAUGCUGGAAUCAAAAUUGGAACUGGUGAUGCAGAAACAGAUGGAAGCGCUGUUGCUAGCGCAGGGAAAAAUGAUGCAGACGGCACAGCCGCAGCCACACCUGCAAGAACCCGGGUUUGCUGCACAACAAUUGCACCAGGUGCAGCAACCACCUGAGCGGAACGACAAGCCGGCAAGCAGCUUGGGCGGGAGCAGUGAGCGGAGCCUGAUGGUCAGCGUGCCUAUUCGUGGAAGUCGAGACACAGAGGAUUCUUGAAGUUUUGUCUUUCUCCUAUCUGUACAAAGUUGUUUCUAAAUUUUGCGAUUCUAAAACUAGCACUAGUAGAAGCUCAACAUGAUUCAACAUGCUGUACACACAGUAGGCAUACUAACUUUUUGUUCAAGAGUUUUCAACGGUGGUACUUACUCACAUACAAUACAACAGAGUCAAUAGUACGAAGAUAACCUCAAACAAAGUAUGAAGUAGAAAAAAAGGAAGGUCAAUAAUCAGAAUAGUAGCGUGGUGCAGUUCCACUUCCAUUCCACUACAGUAACAUUUUCAGCAAUAGCAGAAAUAGCAGAAUUUAGGAUGACGAUCACAUCUAGCAGAAUGAAAUACCGAAAUUUGUGAAGUAGAGGUCGGUUACAUCAUUGACGAGAUGAGUAUAAACUUUUUGCUGCAGUAAACUUUUUUGCCUGCAAGAAAGACAUCGCGAUGUUUCGCAUCAUUUUUUAGGGGCUAGAAGGAUAGCGCGUUUCGACAUAGAUACAAUAAUUCCAUCGAGCAGUGCUCAGCAGGUCACGACCCGCUAGCGCUUGCGCUCACGCAACAGCCUUUCUUUACAAAUGUUCGCAAUGAUGCGUCGAGCAGCG
Amoebophrya sp. A120 is the source of this 3386-nucleotide messenger RNA. Lineage: Eukaryota; Dinophyceae; Syndiniales; Amoebophryaceae. The record is from the annotation of a GenBank genome assembly.